Dentiscutata erythropus is the source of this 124-nucleotide messenger RNA. NCBI's taxonomy places the organism in Eukaryota, Fungi, Glomeromycota, Glomeromycetes, Diversisporales, Gigasporaceae. The record is from the annotation of a GenBank genome assembly.
AUGGCGGAUCAAAGACCCAUUAUUCUUUGGUCCCAUCCGAGGUCUCUUUCUACGGUUUUUGAACGACCGUUUCUUCAAUAUCCUCAAGAAUUCCAUGUUAUCCAUGAACCACUCAAUCAAAUUG